Molecule: messenger RNA, 1550 nt
Organism: Charadrius vociferus (killdeer)
Lineage: Eukaryota; Metazoa; Chordata; Aves; Charadriiformes; Charadriidae
Gene: AHCY
Product: adenosylhomocysteinase
Exons: 10
Coding region: 41-1342 (433 amino acids)
Biological process (GO): L-methionine cycle
Cellular component (GO): cytosol
Molecular function (GO): adenosylhomocysteinase activity
Source: RefSeq, a predicted model, not a curated record
CUCCUCCUCUGUCGGUCGCUGCUGCCAGCGCCUCGCCAGCAUGUCGGACAGGCUGCCGUACAAAGUGGCUGACAUCAGCCUUGCAGACUGGGGUCGCAAGGCCAUUGAGAUUGCGGAGAAUGAGAUGCCAGGGUUGAUGAAGAUGCGGGAGAUGUAUGCUGCAUCAAAGCCACUGAAAGGUGCACGCGUUGCUGGUUGUCUUCACAUGACUGUGCAGACAGCAGUUCUCAUAGAGACCCUUAUAGCGCUGGGAGCUGAGGUACAAUGGUCAAGCUGCAACAUUUUCUCAACUCAGGACCAUGCUGCAGCUGCUAUUGCAAAAGCUGGUAUUCCUGUGUUUGCCUGGAAAGGGGAGACGGAUGAGGAAUACUUGUGGUGCAUCGAGCAGACCCUGUACUUCAAGGAUGGGCAGCCCCUCAACAUGAUUUUGGAUGAUGGUGGAGAUCUUACCAACUUGGUUCAUACCAAAUACCCACAGCUCUUGAAAGGAAUUAGAGGUAUUUCAGAAGAGACAACCACCGGAGUUCACAACCUGUACAAGAUGAAGGCCAAUGGGACCCUUAAAGUGCCAGCUAUCAACGUUAAUGACUCUGUCACCAAGAGCAAGUUUGAUAACCUAUAUGGUUGCAGAGAGUCCCUCAUUGAUGGCAUCAAACGUGCUACAGAUGUCAUGAUCGCUGGAAAAGUAGCAGUCGUGGCAGGUUACGGUGAUGUGGGCAAAGGCUGUGCUCAGGCCCUGCGGAGCUUUGGAGCCAGAGUCAUCAUCACUGAAAUCGAUCCCAUCAACGCACUGCAGGCAGCCAUGGAAGGUUAUGAAGUUACAACCAUGGAGGAGGCCUGCAAAGAAGGCAAUAUCUUUGUUACCACCACUGGCUGCACUGACAUUGUUCAGGGCAGGCACUUUGAGCAGAUGAAGGAUGAUGCCAUAGUGUGUAAUAUUGGCCAUUUUGAUGUGGAAGUUGAUGCAAAGUGGCUGAAUGAAAAUGCAGUAGAGGCGGUGAAUGUUAAACCUCAGGUGGAUCGCUAUACACUGAGGAAUGGCCGUCACAUUAUAUUGCUAGCAGAGGGCCGACUGGUCAACUUGGGCUGUGCCAUGGGUCACCCUAGCUUUGUUAUGAGCAACUCCUUCACCAACCAGGUGCUGGCACAGAUCGAGCUGUGGACCAAUAGUGACAAAUACUCUGUCGGAGUCCAUUUCCUGCCAAAGAAGCUGGAUGAAGCUGUGGCUGCUGCUCAUCUGGAUAAACUGUGUGUGAAGCUGACGAAGCUGAGUGACAAGCAGGCCAAAUACCUUGGCUUAUCAAGAGAUGGGCCAUUCAAGCCAGACCACUACAGAUACUGAGCAGGUGGCACUACCCAAAGACCAAAGUGCAGAGAUACAACCUUCCAAAGCUCUUGUGUGUGCUGGGCUUCUGAGAACAAGCCCUUUGCCGUACUCCUCUCAAUGCUACAGAACCCUUCCCCUUAACCAAGGGAGCUCCAAAGCCUUGUUUGUUAGUGAAAGGAUCCUCUGACUCUUGGAAUUAGAAUUGGUUACUUGGCUAAUGUCA